This is a messenger RNA of Huiozyma naganishii CBS 8797, 390 nucleotides long. RefSeq names its product tubulin-binding prefolding complex subunit GIM3 (gene GIM3). Gene Ontology annotation, cellular component: prefoldin complex; cytoplasm. Gene Ontology annotation, biological process: protein folding. The transcript has a single exon. NCBI's taxonomy places the organism in Eukaryota, Fungi, Ascomycota, Saccharomycetes, Saccharomycetales, Saccharomycetaceae. The record is from RefSeq and is a predicted model, not a curated record. The coding region runs from base 1 to 390 and encodes 129 amino acids.
AUGGAACUGCUACCAGAUGGCAAGAAAAACACCGUGCAGGUGCAGUACGAGGACCAGAUGCGGAUCAACGAGUUCUCGAAGCUGAUCAUGCGGAAGGACAAGCUGGACGCGGAUCUCGCCCGCGAACGCACCGAGAAGGAGUACCUCGACGACGUCUCGCUCGAACUGGAGCUCGUAGACGAGGAUGAGCUCGUGCAGUACAAGCUCGGUGAGGUGUUUGUAUUUUGGAAACAGAGCAAAGUGCUGGAACAACUCGAACGGGACGCAGAGGAGCUUGACAGCAGGAUAGCUGUGCUGGAGCAGACGGACGGCGAACUACAGGACAGGAUGACGGAAUUGAAGACUCAGUUGUACGCCAAGUUUGGCGAUAACAUCAACUUGGAGCGCUAG